This is a messenger RNA of Podarcis lilfordi (Lilford's wall lizard), 18720 nucleotides long. The record is from the annotation of a GenBank genome assembly. Lineage: Eukaryota; Metazoa; Chordata; Lepidosauria; Squamata; Lacertidae.
AUGGGGCAGCUCUUCGCGAAGCUGCUGAGCGUUUUCGGAAGCCGCGGUAGGAACCCCCCGCGCCCUCCCACGCUUUCUCGUCGCCCCUGCACCUUGCCUCGUCCCCCCCCGCCCCGCUGCCUCCCUUCCUCUCCUCCCUGUUUCCCCCUCUUUUGUUGCAAACUUUGCAUCCAUCCUCCUUUCUCUUUUUAUGGACUUCGCUCUGGUUUCCAUUCCUUUGUGUGAUUUUUCUCCUUCCCUGGCGGGUCCCCCCCCCCUUGCUUCCUUUUGCUCUCCUCUUUUGGUUUCUUUCUAGGCUGCCUUCGUUUCUCUUGAGUUGCUCCUCUCUGUUUUGCUGCUGUUCUUCCCCUCUCGUCAGUUUCGCCUUCAUCUCUCUCUCCCCCCCCGUCUUCUCUCCGCGUUUGUUUUCUGUUUUGUCCUUUCUUCAGUCACUUUCUCUCUCCUCGUCGCCCCCUUUUAAGGAAUUUUAAGGCCAUCUGGGAGGGUGAAAUGGAGGGGAGGGGGAGACGAGCCCUGACCUUUUCAACACACCAGAAGAAAGAAGCUUUGGGCUGCUGUGGAAAGAAUGGCUUUUGCUGCGAGUUGGGUGCGAGAGAGUUGGCACGGUGGCCUCGUUUGCAUUGUACAUAUAAAGACUAUGAUACCACCUUAAACAGCCAUGGAUUCCCCCAAAGAAUUCUGGGAGCUGUAGUUCGAUAAGGGUGCCGCGAGUUGUUAGCAGACCCCCAGUUCCUCUGACAAAUCUGCAAUUCCCAGAGUUCCCUGUGAAAGGCGGGUGGGGUGGACCAUUUCAUAGCUUUGUGAAGCAAAUACAGUAGGGACAUUGCUCAGCACCCUUAGCAAACUACAUCUCCCAGGGUUCUUUGGGAGGGGGCUGUUUAAAGUGGUAUGAUGCUGCUUUAAAUACACAGAAGGGGCCUUCUGUGUGUGUGUUGCUUAAAUUGUGUUAUCGGUGGAAAGAGAUUUCCAUGUUACAAGGCAGCAGGAGUUAGAAUGACACCUGUGUGGGCAUCUGCCAUCCAACGAUCUACUUGAGAUUCCUGCAUUACAGGGGGUUGGACUAGAUGACCCCUGAGGUCCCAUCCAGUUCUACAGGGUGACUGAUCCUGAAAGCUUGGAGGGACGUUGCUGUUGAUCAUCUAUAAUGCAGCGUUUUCUCUGAAGCAAUUAGCAUCUUUCAUGUUUCCUUGUGGGCUGCGGUGUAUAGAGCCAGCUGACGUAUGCAUAACUCAAUAUGUGCCUGGCACGCUUGCUAGGUUAAAUAACUUCUGUCUGGUGAGGGCAAAAAACAGUGACUGGAUUUGUGUUAUUAAGAGGGCAGGCUGGGGUCUGUGUGAAGUGUUGUGUGUGUGUGUGUGUGUGUCUUAGAUGUAGAGGAGAAGGAGAAAGUCUGUUGGGGAACAGAUGGGAUAAGGGAGCGAGCAAAGGCUGCCUUUGACAGCUGCGUUUAAAUGUGAAGUUAUUGGGAGGAGGAAAACCUGUAGCUAUUGUACCUCUCAGUGCAUUUUCCAUUUGAAUCCAGAUGGACAAUAGAGCAAGUAGAUCUAGAUCAGGCAUGUUCAAAGUCUGUUUCGGGGGCCGAAUAUGGCCCGCCGGUCGGUUUAAUCUGGCCCCUGUGGCAGUUUAUAGUUUAUUUCCUGGGGCAAAAUCCUAAAAAAACUCAACAAUUUCAAUCCUAAAAAAUAGGUUAACAACUUUGGUCGGCCCUCACAGCCCUUCACUUCAUCAAAUCUGGCCCUCUUUGAAAAAAGUUUGGACACCACUGAUCUAGACAAAUCCAUUUCCUUGGGGAAUGUUGUGUGUUGGCUGUGUGAGGAAGCUACCACCCUCCUCCUGGUGACUACAGGAAACUGUGGAAGGUUCAGGGGUUUUCUUUUUUGUGUGAGGGGGACGGCACAGCCCCUCUUGUCUGUGUUUGGUACAGCUCGCUAGCUCAGGCAGGUGUUUGGUGGCAAGAGGAUUUUCCAUCCUUUGUUCAGACCAUCUUUCAUGUUGGUGGGGCUCUUUUGUCUGGCAGUGAAAAACCCGCUUCUGCUCAGAGCCUUUUAAGACCUUGGGGGGUGGGAAGUGAUAAAGACCUCUUUGUGAGAGAUUCUUGUCUUGCACACCACUUGCAUGCUGGCAAGUUUUGCAUUUCCGUUUCUAAAUACACGUUUAUAUGCAGAGGUUCCUUCACACUCCUGUAGAAACACUUGUGACCGCAUGUGUUAGUAGGAGAAUAUUUUCCUGUGAAUAUUUUCACAAAGCAGGCACAAACCUGCAUGUAAGAUGCACGCAUACUUGAAAAUGUGUGCAGGCAGACCUUGUUCAAAGUGCUACAAACUGGUGUGUGUGUGUGCGUGUGCAUGUAUUGAACACACAACUGUCCUGGGCCAGAGAAUGCAGCCUUUUUCCAAACUCCAGUUUUCCAAACUGGAGUCCUUCAGAACUACAGCUCCCAGAAGCCUCCACCAGCAAUGCCAUGUUAUCAUGGCUGAUGGAGGUUGUAGUCCCAAGCCCCAGGUUGAAGGAGGCUGUCAGUGUUCGAAAUUAGCCAGGUGUGUUUUGCACCUGACAUCUCCACCAUCUGGAGGUGCAUGCCUGGGAUCAGGACCCACUGACACCACAUCCUGUAGAAUUCUGUCUGUUAUAUUUUAUCUGCACGAUCGGAAUGAAUUUCUGGAACCAAAAUGCUUUUUCUGUGCAGCCUGAGCAGGAGCAGUCGCCAUUAAUAAUAGCCAAAUAUAUAUGUGGGCUGUUCCUGGAUCAAGCAACUUUUCUUCUUUGAAGUUCUCAGAGCUCUUAACCUAGCUCAAGGUUGUCAUCUGAACUAGCCAGAUGUUUCACUGAGAAUCAAUCACUGCCAGUCCAUCAUUUGGAAAAUAAAACAUUGGAACCGCCUUGCCUCAAAAUGGCAACUAGACAUUCUUUUGCCCUGCUCCUCACCCUCCCUGGGUGCUCUUCCUUAGCUAGAUGUGUCUUUGAAGUGUGAUGAUGCCUCUUGCUUGCAAUGAUGGAGAGAUUUGUUUGUUGAAACCUCUGGCUUCUGCGCAGCUGGAAUUUAGCCUACUGCAGGCAAGAGUCUCAUCCAUUGCUGUACAGUUGUACCACGGAAGUCGAACGGAAUCCGUUCCAGAAGUCCGUUCGACUUCCAAAACGUUCAGAAACCAAAGCGCGGCUUCCGAUAGAUAGAUAGAUAGAUAGAUAGAUAGAUAGAUAGAUCAGCUAAACCUCAACGAAUCUGCAUUCUGGGAUCUAAGAGGACCUAAUAGGGAUUCAGCUGAAAUCAACAAAGUGCUUUCUGUUGGGAGGACUUCCCCAUCCUACACUUGUUUUGGAAGUCCGUCGUUCUCUCUCCCUUUUGGUUUAAUGUAGGUCAGGGAUGGGUAACCUUUGGCCAUCCAGUGGUUCCUGGGCUCCAGCCCCCAUCACCCCUAGCCAGCAUGGCCCAAGGGAUUAUGGGUAAUGUUGUUCAGCAUCAUUGUGAACGCCACAGUCCGUUCAUCCCUGAUGUAGGCAUCCCUGUGUUAGCUUGUGUUGCAAUGACAACAACAAAGACUACAGUUGUACCUCGGAAGUCGAAUGUUUGGGAACCAAGGUGCAGCUUCCUGCAGCCAAUCAGAAGCUGCAGCGGACGUUUGGGUUCCAAAGAAUGUUUGCAAACCAGAACACUCACUUCCGGGGUUGCGGCGUUCAGGAGCCAAGCUAUGACUGUACCUAGUUUGCACCUGGCCCCUGGGAGGCUCUGUAUGAGCACAUGUGGCCCUUGGCUGAAAAAGUUUCCUUAAUUCCGUGGGUGGGUGUGGGUGAAAUUGCUUUCUGGAGAAGGAAGGAAAUUCUACUGCAAGGUAAAGAAUCAACACAAUGGAAGAAUUGGUUUUCUCCAGAGUCAUAUCCCAAGUCUGGCCUCACAUAACAGACUCAUAUACAAGCCUCAUGUGUUUUUUCUGACAUUUGAGACCAUGCGGUUAAUUCUUCACUUCAUCACUUUUAAUUUGCAUACCGCCUUUCUAUACAAGGUGAUUUAUAAGCUGAAGAAACAACAAAAUACACAGCAAAGACCACACACCUCAUAACAAUCUGAGCCAAUGCAAACAAGUUAUAAUAAAAUCAUAACUUUAAAAUAAACUACAUGUGUAUAUCAAAUAAAGCAAUAUUCGACCGUCCAUUACAAUAUAAUAAAGCAAACAGUAAAAUUAAGUUUCAGCAAAUAAUAAUUGAACAGUUUGCACUUGACAGUUGCAACAAAGAAUUACUAAGCUACACUUAAUUAAAGUAACAGCAAGUCGUAAUGCAUAAAAUACCACAAAACAUAACAAAACCACUAAUGGAGUCUGUUAUGUGAGGCCAGUCUUGGGAUACGUCUCUGGAGAAAACCAAUUCUUCCAUUGUGUUGAUUCUUUACCUUGCAGUAGAAUUUCCUUCCUUCUCCAGAAAGCAAUUUAACUGUUUAUCUGAUGGAGCCACCAAACACUUUCUUAAUAGGUAGGGAGCUGAUAUUUUAAAACAUGGCUCUUGGCCAAAAGCAACAAAAAAGCCUUUCUUGUUACCUAAUCUGGCCAUAUAUGGAAUUUUUACCCUAGCCGUAUGUGGGAGAUGGGGAGAGACAGGUUAUCAUCUACAACUUGCAGCGUAAAACAAACUUUUCCUGAAAUGUUUAUGAACUAAAACACUUGUCGAGUGGGGAGUUGUUCACUGGAGUCUUGGCUUUUAACCUCGGCCAUAACCACGUACAACCUGUUUGUUUUGUGUCCCGAUUUCUUCUGUGUACUCUGCUGCAAAGUUGGUUUCUAAAGUGCCCAAGGGAUGGAACGGAGGAAAGUGAAAUUCCGUUCGUACCUGAUUUUUUUGCUGAUAGGAAUAGAAAGAAGUAUAAAGGCCAUAUGCAGCUUGUGCCAAACUUUUCCCUUGCUCCAGGCAUCCUUUGGACUCCACAAUUGUGUGCUCUGAUGCCUUUGCUACACUGGCUGGGGAUGCAACGUUUGCUUCCAAGUCUUUGCUUUCUUGUAGCUUAAGUUCGAAUUGUGGUUCCUCUUUGAGCUCUCUAAGGUUCUUGGUAAUGCAAGGGGCAAGUACAGUGGUGCCUUGGUUCUCAAACGCCUUGGUACUCAAACAACUUGGAACCCAAACACUGCAAACCUGGAAGUAAGUGUUCCGGUUUGCGAACUUUUUUCAUAAGCCGAACAUGCUCUGUUUUGAGUGUUACGCUUCCGAUUUAAGUGCCACAAUUCCAUUUUGAGUGUUACGUUGAGGUCUGUCUGUUUUUGCUUUUUAUUUUGUGUUUUGGUUUUUGAGGCUCUUUUUCUUUUGUUUUUGUGACUGUGUGGAACCCAGUUCAACUAUUGAUAGAUUGAUUGAUUGUGUGUCUGCAGUACAUUGUUUAUGGCUUUCAUUUAAGGAUCAAUGGUCUCGUUAGAUAGUAAAAUUCAUGUUAAAUUGCUGUUUUAGGGGUUGUUUUUAAAAGUCUGGAACGAAUUUGCAUUACUUUCUAUGGGAAAGUGCACCUUGGUUUUGGAACGCUUUGGUUUUGGAACGGACUUCCAGAACGGAUUAAGUUUGAGAACCAAGAUACCACUGUAAUGAAAAAAGGGGAUGACAAAGUGAGUACACACAUUGCAGUCCACGUGUUGGUUUGCUUGGCUCCUAAUACUAAGCCAUGGUUUGUUUUUGAAACAAACCACAACUCAUCCUAUAGGUGACCAAACAAACCAUGGCCUUAUUACCCCAAAUUUGGAUCCCGCCCCCCAGCUCUUCUUACCUUAUGCCUUUGUAGUUUGGUGAAAAUCUAGGGUGGGGUGGUCAUAGAAACCAUGGUUAUGGAAGGCUGCUGGGGUCACACACAUAAUGCCACAGUUAAAACAAUUAAGGUUUUACCCAAGUAUACCCAAGAACAAACCAUGGCUUCAGAUCAUGGUUUUCAUAGAAUUGUAGAGUUGGAAGGGAUGACAAGGGUCCUUUGUUGGCAGUAAAGACACCACACUUAAAGAGGCUGGACGGGAUUCACACAACACUAAGCUAAGGUUUAGUAAAACCAUAGCUUGGUGUUAUGUGCGAUAGCAAAAGAUUGCUUGGUCGAUGUGGAUGCCACAGCUUUUGGAAGUAUAGAAACAGAGCUGGACCCAUAGAAACAGAGAGAGGAACUCGUACAUCACUGCGAGUUUCUCCAGUGUUGGUGCUCCUCUGAUCUGUGCCAAACAGUUGCUAUUUGAGUUUGAUUCAUUGUCAGUAAUUUGUAAUGACAGGUCCCCAGCGGGAGGGCGGGGUGUUGUGUGAGGAUACAAGACUGGGUUGUGUGGGGUUGCAAGGCUGGGUUGAUGGGGCCCUGGCAGUUGCACAAGGAUGUCUAGAGAGGAACACACUGGCAUGGGAAAAAGCUGAGUUUGGGAUACUCCAGGACAUAUUAUGCCUGUUGUUCGUUGUCUUCCAGUCAAACUAUUCAUGUAUAGCCACUGUUUCAGCUGCAAAAGGUUAUGCAUGUAUGACAAUUGAGCGUCUUUGCUUAAGAAACUUUCUGUUCCUGUUUAUAAGAAUGCUGAAUUGCUCUUUGUCGCUCAAACUUGGGCAGCAUGGCGGUAGUCUUCUUGUGCACAGGGGAAUAUGCUAGCUAGAGGAUGAUAGGUUUCUGUUUUACUGCCAUUGCUGCCAAGGAGAGUUUGGGUCAUGCAGCUUCCAUUCCUAACUCUUCCUUUUUCAGUUUGCUGCUUUGAAAGUGUGCAGAAAAAGGGGCACUUUGCACUUCUUCAAGCAAGGUUAGGAAACACAUCUUUCUCUCCCUCCCUCCCUCCCUCUCUCUCUCUCUCUCUCUCUCUCUCUCUCUCACACACACACACACACAAUAUUCGCACAUGCACAUUUAUGGCAUAGAUGCAAAUCUAGAAAGAAUUACUGUAACCUAAAUAGAUAUUCAGUCUGUUGUGCCAGAACGGGGAAGAUUUUGAUCAGGAGAACCCAACAUCGCUGCUCGGUUACUCUCUAGCUGCUAACUAUUGAUGAUGGGCAGGUUCAGCCCCCCUCCCCCCUUUCUGCCUUCUUGGGGUGAUUGACAUUUCAACUGGACUUAGACAGGCAACCCUUCAAACAAAAUAUACCUUCCAACAGAGGAUGAGGAAGUAAGACGCAUGAUCACCUUAGACAGGGUGGGCUGCAUAUGCCAUUCUGAGUUCCUUGGAAGAGAUUGAGAAAAGUCACAUUCACCUUCUAGUAGUCAAAAGUUGAAACUUGAUUGGGAUGACUGACUCAGACUGGUAGAACUUUCAGAAUAGCUGUGAAUAAGCAUGUUUGGUACAUGUGUGGAGUCUAAAUUUGGUAAUAAGAGCAAAGUGUUACUGCAGUGGCCCAUGACAUUUCUGAGGAGUGGGGCACCCCUGGAAGUCUCUUAAACAACUACAGUGGUACCUCAGGUUAAGUACUUAAUUCGUUCCGGAGGUCCGUACUUAACCUGAAACUGUUCUUAACCUGAAGCACCACUUUAGCUAAUGGGGCCUCCUGCUGCCGCUGCGCCACCGCUGCACGAUUUCUGUUCUCAUCCUGAAGCAAAGUUCUUAACCUGAAGCACUAUUUCUGGAGUCUGUAACCUGAAGCAUAUGUAACCUGAAGCGUAUGUAACCUGAGGUACCACUGUACAGGUUUUGUUGUUGUUUAAAGUUGUGCAUGCAAAUGAUUCUAUGGUAAAGGUAAAGGUACCCCUGACCGUUAGGUCCAGUCAUGGGCGACUGUGGGGUUGCACGCUCUGUAGGCAAAGGGAGCCGGCGUUUGUCCGCAGACAGCUCACGAGUCAUGCGGCCAGCAUAACUAAGCCGCUUCUGGCGAACCAGAGCAGUGCACGGAAACGCCUUUUACCUUCCCACCGGAGCGGUACCUAUUUAUCUACUUGCACUUUGAUGUGCUUUCGAACUGCUAGGUUGGCAGGAGCUGGGACAGAGCAACGGGAGCUCACCCCAUCACCGGGAUUCGAACUGCCGACCUUCUGAUCAGCAAGUCCAAGAGGCUCUGUGGUUUAGACCACAGCACUACCCGCUGAGUCCAUAAAAACAAAGAUCCAUAUAAGGCUGUGCUCCCCACUCCACCCCCCCAGCCAUGAUUUCAUUGGUGAUAUUGGGCAAAAAGCUACCCUUCAACUUUACUUUUUCUCCAACUCCCCGAUCACAGUUCAGUGUAUGGACCAGUUAAAUAAAUCUCAAACUGUAUUUUCCUUAGAAACUUGUUGAUCAAAAUCUUGAACAUCUGUUGUGUUUUAUUCCCCUCCAGAGCAUAAAGUAAUAAUUAUUGGCUUGGACAAUGCUGGGAAAACCACCAUCCUCUACCAGUUGUGAGUACCUCCCUCACACAUUGAAUUUUUAUUUAUGUUCAACUUACUGGUUAGAUACAGUAUGAGGGAUUCUGUGAAGCAUGCACACCAUACAUUUAAUGCAACCACUCAAAGAAUCCUGGGAACUGUAGUUUAAGGCUGCUGGGAAUGAUAGCUUUGUGAAGAGUAUACUCCAAUUUUGAAGGGGGAGUUUGCUUUAAACGUGCUUUAGAUGUAUGGUGCAUAUGCAGGUUGCAUUGGGACUUGGCGCAAGACUGAGCCUGUUUCAAAUGUCAGGGCUAAACUGUGCCUCACAGUUUAUACAGGAGGGGAGCAGCCAUGUCUGCACAUUGCAAAAAGCCACUCUUAUCUUGAUGCAAUGCCUGCUGAGCAUUGACCAGUUGCUCCCACUUUUCUUCUCACGAGAUGGGGAGAAACAAACCUUUGCUUCCUGUUAUGUCUGAACCAGGACUCAUGGUUUGUUCAGCUUCCUGAUAGCAGCCAACAACUGACUAAUAAUCGUUGCUUGAUAAGGAGAAGACAAUUACUGAUUUGGACAUAACAGGAAGCCAAGGCUUCCUGGUUAGUUUCUCUUGUUCACACCCAGUAAAGGAGCAAAGUAGAAGUGACCAGACAGUGUACGUUUGCAUGUUGCUUGUUCACAGUAUUGUGUGACGUGCAGAUAUGGGCCUUUUGUACCUAAAUGGUGCAACUGAAUUCACUAUGGGUAGCACUCACUAUGGGUGGCACUAGAACUUAGCUGAAUACAACUCUUUGUACCCAAAGAUAAUACCUGAAAUAUUAAUAAAAUAAAAUAAUAAAAUAAAAUAGAGAGAGAGAGAGAGAGAUCAGCUAAACCUCAAGGAAUCUGCAUUCUGGGAUCUAAGAGGACCUAAUAGGGAUUCAGCUGAAAUCAACAAAGUGCUUUCUGUUGGGAGGACUUCCCCAUCCUACACUCAUUUUAGAAGUCCGUAAUUCUCUCUCGCUUUUGGUUUAAUGUAGGUCAGGGAUUGGUAACCUCUGGCCAUCCAGUGGUUCCUGGGCUCCAGCCCCCAUCACCCCUAGCCAGCAUGUAGCCCACAUGUAGCCCUCAGGCCUUGAGUUGGACACUGUGCUGUGGAAUAUUCUUCCCAGGGAGAUUCUUCUGGUGCCUUCAUUAUGCUGUAUACUUCUAGGAGCCAGGCAAAAAUGUUCCUCUUUAACCAGGCCUUUGGCUGAUUGACAUCCAAUGCCCUUUAAAAAUGUGUUUGGGAGGGGGGAAUUCUUGAGGUUUUUUUAAAAAAUGUGUAUUGUAUUUUUAUAUUGUGAUUUUCUCUUGUGAACCACCCUGAGACCUGCAGGUAUAGGGCAGUAUACAAAUUUUAACAACCACAACAACCUUUUCCCAUUGGCCUUUGUGUAUUGCACAAAGUGUAUUGCACAGAGCUGUGUAUUGUACAGAGCUCUGUAUUGCACAGCUCCCCAAUGCCAAGGCAGGGUUACUGUUGCCGGAAAUCAGCCUUACCCUCCAGUCUGGACCCUUCCAAAUGUUGGUGGCCUCUCGUCAGCUUCACCCACCAUGGCCAAUCGCCAGGGAAGAUGGGAGUUGUAGUCUAGCCACUUCCAUAGAGAUUCGGGUUGAGGAAUCCUGUGUCACAAGCCUUCCCAGCAUCUCCAAGGUGUUGUAGAUUGUUAAUCGGAGCCAGGGGAGGAAGGCCAACGUGUCUCAUAAGCCCAGCUCAUUUUUGCAGGUUGGAGGGUGGCGAGGUAGCUGUUGAGGGCUCAGGCGGCUUACUUCUCUGAUCUCCUUCCAGCCUAAUGAACGAGGUCGUGCACACAUCUCCUACGAUCGGCAGCAACGUGGAGGAAAUCGUCCUGCGCAAGACACACUUCCUGAUGUGGGACAUUGGUGGGCAGGAAACCUUGAGGUCUACUUGGCACACCUACUAUUCCAACACAGAGGUGAGCUGUAUGGAUUCAGCCAAAUAAGGCGAAAGUAAAUUAGAGGGUUGGGACGCGGGUGGCGCUGUGGUCUAAACCACAGAACCUAGGGCUUGCCAAUCAGAAGGUUGGUGGUUCAAAUCCCCAUGACGGGGUGAGCUCCCGUUGUUCGGUCCCAGCUCCUGCCAACCUAGCAGUUUGAAAGCACGAAGUGCAAGUAGAUAAAUAGGUACUGCUCUGGCGGGAAGGCAAAUGGUGUUUCCGUGCGCUGCUCUGGUUCUCCAGAAGCGGCUUAGUCAUGCUGGCCACACGAUCCAGAAGCUGUCUGCAGACAAAUGCUGGCUUGCUCCCUUGGCCUAUAGAGUGAGAUGAACGCGCAACCCCAGAGUCGUCCGCGGCUGGACCUAACAGUCAGGGGUACCUUUACCUUUACCUAAAUUAGGGAGUUAGACUAAACAUUAGAAGAAUUUCCUAAUGGCACAAGCUGCUUGACCUUGGAAGAUGCUCUGCCGUAUUAGCAGAGGCUAGGUGGCCAGCUUUUAUCAGGCAUGCUGUCGCAGAAGUGGAUUUUCUGGACUGGCAGUGGGCUGGACUUAGAUGACCUUUUAGGCACUUCCCAGUUCUGAUUCCAUGAAAAGAAAUAUUGCAGCGUAGAGAAGAUCCAGAAUGAGUGACCCUCUGCCCUAGAAGACAUCACAUCUCCCUGUUGAACUACCUACCUGGAUGCAAGCAUGAUCCUCUCAACCCAUUCACCUUCUGCGAAGCAACCUGUUCCAUCCAGAUUGGGGUGAGAUUAGCAGAGGGUUAGGUGUUUUACAGAAAAAGGUGCCUGUAAAGAAAUGCAGAUUAUUUGAGCCAUGUGCAGUUAGAAGAAGACUCAAAGUGCCCUUCUAGGGUCACUGGCCAAUUAGACCUGGGCGGCAAUUCCUUCCCAAUAUAAACUAGGGCUCCAGGUUCCCUGCCUUGGACAGUGACUAAGGCUGAGCUACAGAUCAUGUUUCGACCAUGAGCUCACUAAGUUGCCUUAGGCUAGUUGUCCUGCACUCAGUCUUGUGAGCUCCCACUUGCAACCUGAAGUGCUGCUGUCCAUUCACAGCUUCCUGGCCUGCUGUUUGUGAGAUCUAGGUGUUAGUGGCUGCUUAACAAUUCUGGUUGGAGAAGAGCCAUAACUCAGUGAAGGACAUGUUUUGCAUGUGGAAGAUCUCAGGUUUGGUAUACCAGGUAGAGCUGAGACAGAUGAUACCCCUGCCUGUCAAUUACCUGAUGUCACAGGGACAUCAGGUGACCUGUUUUCCUUCACCUGCAUAGUUACAAAGGCACAUCAGCUGAUGGACUUUCAGCAGGGAGCUUGCUCCACACCUGGCAUCAUCUCUAGGGCUAGUGGGCAUGGCUUGGCCGAAACUUCCUUUUAGGCCAAAUGAGGUGGCUCGGCUUGAGUUUCUCCCCAACUUGCUGCAGACAACACUGGGCUGGAAGGACCAAUUUCUGACCUAGUGCAAGUUUGGAAGGCUGGUGUCAUGAAUUUAGUUCAUUGUGUUCCGCACUGCCUAUCCUGGAAAUUGUUUCACGUUGCAAUGUAGUUGGUGGCCAGUUCAGGACAUCGUGACUCACCUGCUAUCUGAUGAACAGAAAUAUCUGUCCCCUCAACUUGCACUGUUUGAAGUUCCAGCGUGGAAAAUGCACACAGUAAUUUUGAACCCAAGUGUCAGUGGUUUGCAGAGGUGACGCAUUAAUUUGAGCAAGCUGAAAUUUUAAAAAGAGUAAACCCCCAGAAGUUCCAAGGUGGAUUAUAACUUUGAUCUGAUUUUAAGGGAAGAUUAUAUUUACUUGUGCUGUAUGCUUGCGUAUAUUAUUGUACAGUCAUACCUCGUGUUGCGUUUGCUUCAGGUUGAGCGUUUUCAGGUUGCGUCCCGCGGCGACCCGGAAGUACCGGAAAGGGUUACUUCCGGGUUUUGCUGUUCACGCAUGCACAGACGCUCAAAAUGACGUCACGCACAUGCGCAGAAGUGGCGACUCGCGACCCGCACAGACAUGCAGACACAGGUUGCGUUCUGUUCAUGUUGUGAACGGGGCUCCAGAACGGAUCCCGUUCGCAACCAGAGGUACCACUGUACUUGCAAUGGCCUGUGGUUGCAAGCAUUAAAUAGCUAUCGACUCAGUAUAAGGUAGAUUCCUCUGGCAAAAACCAUAGCUCAGUCAUUGUGCACAUGCUCUGCAUACAUAAAGCCCCAUAGUCUCUCUCUGGCAUCUGCAGGUAGAGAGGGGAAAAGACAGACCCUUCCUGAACUCCCAGAGAGUCACACACAGGCUGUAUAAAUAAUACGAACCUAGAUGGACUCACAGUCUGACUCAGUCAAAGGCAGUUUUCCUUUCCGGUAUUCACAGUUGUCUCAAACCCAAAUAGCCGUGUUCUGUCUACUAUUUUAUCCCUCUUGGCAUAUUUACACUGCAAAAUACAUUCCCUAACCCGUGCUUAGCUAGGCUUUGCUAGCCUUUCUUCCCAGGUCGUUGGGAAUGAGGCUAAAAUAAUAUUUUGUUGGGAGGAACGAGACUUGAGCCCUGUCUGCGUCACACGCAGCUCUCCGUCUGCUCUGGCAGAACAAAGCCAGGCCGAGACACGUCCGUUUGACUGCCAAGAGGACAUUCUUGACAUUUCUAGAAGCAGAAUGUUCCCGCCCCCUUCGUUUCCCCCAACCACCGCCUAUGUGUUUUCUCAGUUUUUGCCUAGGCACCAGAUCAACAAAGCAAGACAAUCUACUCACCCAAAAUAAACCCCUUUUUAAAACAGUUUUCACACCAAUUAUGUAUCGCUUAUGGGAGAAGUUGAGAAAACUCGAUGGCCCUGUGUAUUCUUUCUCUCUCUACCCCUCCGACAAAAAUUUUAAUUUGGUACGCAAAUGCGUAAUUUCUUGGCAUGUAUAAAUUGAGCAGUUUUUGUUUCUGUGUGUGUAUGUUGCAUAAAUUUGAUGCUGUUUAUGGCAAGUGACCGGGAAGGGCCAUAGCUCAGGGGUAAAACAUUUGCUUUGCAUGUAGAACAGGGUUUCCCAAACUUAUGUUUCCAGCUGUUUUGGGGCUACAGCUCCCAUCAUCCCUCGGUACCAGGACCAGUGGUCAGGAGUGAUGGGAAUGGUAGUCCAAAAAUAGCUGGAGACCCAAGUCUGGGAAACCCUAAUGUGGAAGGUCUUAGGUUCAGUUCCCCAAAUCUCCAAGUUGUGAUGGGAAAAGACUCCUAUCUGAACCCCCAUCCCAAGAGCCGCUGCCAACCUGUGUAGACAUGGCUACAUGGACCCAGUGUUCUGACUUUGUAUAGGGCAGAUUCCAAUGUUUCUAAGCGGCAGAGCCAGGAGCUAUACAGAGCCUAUAACCAAAUUCCUGCUCAGCCAUGACCUCUGCCAUCCACUCCUUGGCUUUUUUGAGGUUUUGCCCAGCUUUACUUUGAUGUUGUUUUUUCUUCUUCUUUCCCCAUCUUGUUCCAUAAAAUUUUAAUUUUUCAUAAUGCAGUACAGUGGUACCUCUGGAUACGAACGGGAUCCGUUCCAGAGCCCCAUUUGCAUCCAGAAGCGAACGCAACCCGCAACUGCGCGCCUGCACGUGUGUGGGUCACGAUUCGCCACUUCGCGCAUGCGCGUGAUGUCAUUUUGACCGUCUGCGCAUGCGCGAGCGGCGAAACCCGGAAGUAACACACUCCGUUACUUCCGGGUCACCGCGGAGCGCAACCCAAAAGCGCUCAACUUGAAGCACAUUUAAUCCGAGGUAUGACUGUACAAUAAAAAAACCCCAAACGAAUCUAAAUGAAAACAAAAACUGGAGGUGCAAGGUCUUCUGCUACCACAAGGGGGCUCUCUCCAGCCCGCCCACCCCCCAGUCGGGCCAGGAGGGGUUUGGAGGAGCCCCCAGAACAUCGUGCAGAAGAGGAGAUUGCCUCAUUUUUUUUACAUGCCAUUUGAAAGACUAAAAAGUUGUACUUAGGAGAACUUCAGGAGAGGGAGGUCUUUCCACAGAAGUGGAGCCUUGGGGUGGGGUGGGGGGUGGGGAGAGCUUCCCGAUAGGGAUCAAACAACAGCACCUAGCCUUAUUAGGUUUUAGGUUUUAGGUUUCAGCCCUGUAGCUUUGGAUUCUGUUGCCGAGAUGAGCUCAUAGCUUUUGGUGCUUUCUGCUUCCUUUGUAGUUUGUCAUUCUGGUGAUCGAUAGCACAGACCGUGAGAGGCUGACAAUGAGUAAAGAGGAACUGUACAAGAUGCUUGCUCAUGAGGUGAGUCUGCCUUGCCACACAGCAUACAGAGGGACGGUGAGGCUGUUUUGCAAGCUGUAUAUUAACCGUGAGCCAAUGAUGCUUGAUGACAACCAAAGUUGAGGGUUCCCAUAUUUCAAAAAGUGAAAAUCAGGACAAUUUGUUGAGCUUUUUUUUGGGGGGGGGCAAAGUUGUUGAGCUAUCUAUCUAUCUAUCUAUCUAUCUAUCUAUCUAUCUCUAUCCUUUCUUUCUCUCUCUCUCUCUCUAUUUGGCAAGAGAGAGAGAAAGAGAGAGGAGUUUUUGAGCUAUUUUUAAUUAUACAGUGGUACCUCGGGUUACAUAUGCUUCAGGUUACAUACGCUUCAGGUUACAGACUCCACUAACCCAGAAAUAGUGCUUCAGGUUAAGAACUUUGCUUCAGGAUGAGAACAGAAAUCGUGCUGUGGCGGCGCGGCAGCAGCAGGAGGCCCCAUUAGCUAAAGUGGUGCUUCAGGUUAAGAACAGUUUCAGGUUAAGAACGGACCUCUGGAACGAAUUAAGUACUUAACCCGAGGUACCACUGUAUUCGCCAAAAUCUACGCUACCAACAUGGGCUGCCAUACGUCCAGAUUUUCCCAGACACUUCAGCGAACCCUGCCAAAGUUGCUGGACUAAUGCUGCCUAAAGGCCUGACUUGCACGUGGCGAUUGAGAUGGCAGAGUUCUGUGGUGGUCCGAACGGACUGUUUUAUUUCAGACUGGGCGAGGAUCUCGUUUUCGAAUGUUCUGCUCUGGAACAAUCACCCCACAAGUAGAAAGCUAGCUUAGCAGGCAGCAGGUUCUGCAAGAGCCUUCCCUCCCCGGUCUGUCUUUGCAGGGAGUCUUCACAUGGCAACAGCGGCCUUCUCCCCAUGCUAAUAACGAUUCAUUCAUUCCCCACCCUGGAAUAACGCAUUCCAUUCUGCCAUCUCAUUCUGCUGCCUGCGUGUGUAUGCCAGCCUUGACAGCUGAGCACAAAUUGCCUCAGGGAAGAGGCCAAAUAUUCAUUAAGGUGCUUGAUGAUACAUCUCCAUCAGAAGUGAGGAACCUUUGGUGCUCCAGAUGUUGCUAAACUUCAACUCACCCAGCAAUGACAAAGGAUGAUGGGAGUUGUAGUUCAGCAACACCUGAGGCGGCCAGGAAAUACCUAGUUAUUUUAAACGAGUCCAAGUCUUAGGAGCAGAUCAGUUGUACUGAAGGAUCUUCUUGGUGUACUCUCAGAACCUUUUCCUAUCAUCUUUGAGAAAUCCUGAAAAACAGAUAAGAUGCCACAGGACUGGAGACAGACAUUGUUCCAAUCUUCAAAAAUGGAGGAAAGGAACAUCUGGAAAACUACAGGCCAGUCAGGCUGACUUUUGACACCAGGAAAAAGAUAUUAGAACUGAUGUUCAAGCAAGUCUAAUUGUAAGCAUUUUAAUAACAAUGCAGUGAUUAGGUGCUCACAUGAAUUUGUAAAGACUGAAUCCCAUCAAAUUAAUCUUAUUCCUUUUUUAAAUUGGUUUACUAGGAUAGUGGAUUGUGAGAAUGUUGUGGAAGUAAUUUAUCUUGAAUUCAGCAAAGGGCCCACCACAUAUAUUGGUUAGCAAACUGGCUAGAUAAUAAUCUCCACAGGUAAAUUGGCUAGAUAAUAAUCUCCUCAGGUAAAGUCACAGCAAAUUGAUUGGAUAAUAAUCUCCUCAGGUAAAUUCACAACUGGUAUGAGCAAUCUAAAAUCACCCAGUGAGCUCCAUGGCUGAGUGGGGAUUUUAAUCCUGGUUCAACACCCUAAGCACUACAGAAGCUGGUCAGACAAAUACGGUAAUUCAAAUGCUGCAGGUACACAGAGUUCAAAUGUGUAUCUUGCACAUAUUAUCUUCUGGUGUCCUAAGAUGGACCUACAUUUGGUUACUACAAAUAUUAAUUUGGCUGUCUAAGAAGAUUUUAUUUUUUUUAACGGAGUGACUCCCAUAUCUUUAAGCUGUUAGUUUUAUGGGUCAGUCCUGUGGUUUUGGGUGGGCAGUAGUGUGGGUCAGAGAGCUGGAUGUAAAGGGGGAAUUUUCUCAUUCCUCUCCCCAGGACCUACGUAAUGCAGCUGUGUUGAUUUAUGCCAACAAGCAGGAUGUCAAAAAUUCCAUGUCUACCUCUGAGAUCUCAAACUUUCUUACCUUGAGCUCUAUCAAAGACCACCCAUGGCAUAUUCAGGGAUGUUGCGCACUCACAGGAGAGGGGUGAGUACCACCCAUUUAGGCCAGUUCCGUAAUCUCUGGUUUGAAAUGGGCUUGUUUUAAACGAUCAAAAAAAUAUGAUUAGCCACAGUUUGUCAGGUCUGGAUGAAAUGACAAGGUGUAGCUAAUUGCAACAACACUAGAGGAGGGAGGAAGGGAGGAAUGUGUGAUCCAAGGGCUCAUGGCAGUUUGUUCCUGUCACGGUAAAACAAAAUAAACGAAGCACCUUCCUACAUCUGAGAUCUGGUGCUUUUUGGUGUUUUCUAGUGCUAAAACCCUUAAUUUGUGCAUUAAAAUUGUUUUAAUUGUCCAAAACCAGCUGUUUAAAAAACAACAACAAACACACACACACACACACAAGUAUUUAUAUAUAAAAGAAACUGCAAGUUACAAUUGGCAUCUUAAAUAUUGUGAGAUAUAUGUUGCCUUUCCAUGUUUUUUAAAAAAUAAUUUUAAGGAUGCUUUUAGUAAUGCUUUGCAGGCCUAAAGACCUCAAUUCAUAACUUAGCCAUUUUAAAAGGAUGUUUUUAAGCAACUGCCUGUAGAACAAGGUUUGCAAAUUUAGCAGAGCUCGUGUUAACCAUGUUUUUCUUUCAAUAAACCUUUGCUACUUCACCAAUUUUGCCCAGAAUUUAUUUUAAAGGAUCCUGGGACUUUAAGUCUUAGGCACCAGUGUUUUUAUCUCUUACAAAUCUGCAUCCUGAUUGUGGGGCAAAGGAGACAUAAAGGGUGGGACAGAAGGAGGAAUGCUAUACAAAGUCUUGUUUCUUUCUUACGAACAUAAAUUCGUUUACUGUAAUCAGUGAAAACUCAUAUAACCGAUCAGAGGUUUCUCUAAUCUGAUGACUGCCCUAAUAUUUUUCUAAUUGAAAAAUAUUAUCUGUUCCGUCCCCCAUUUUAGCCAACCUUUGUUAUUUCUGAUAAUGUGGCUUCACCAUUUUUGACUCAGGAGUCAUCCUCAGUUCUGCUUGUCGUUGGCCUAGAAAGUAAGAGUCCGAGAGGUUUUCCGCUUGUUCUGUGCUUUCUGUAGUUUGCCACUGAAUUGGAACAAAUGUCAGUCUGCAGAAAAACGGAUUGAUGUUUGGUAAACAGCAUGUUUCCCUAAAGGAAAGUAGGAGGACAGUGUGGGUGAGCCCUCAGUCUGGGCUUAGGAUGGAGAUAUGAUAAGAAGAACAAAUUAGGAGGAAGACUAGUGUUAACGGAAAAAUCCCGAGGGCUCCCUUGGACAAAAACAAAGACACCAACCAGGAUAACUUGGAGCAAAACAGCAGCCUGUACGCUUGGCCUUUAUUGAUCUGUUGCAACAUGGUGCUCCCCUCACCCGCAGGAGAGAGGAGGGACCCAGAAAAAUGGUGUGCAAGGCCUUAUAAAGACUUUUGAAAUUGCCACCCUGUAGAUCAAGACCACCCCCAGAAACAUCAUACAUACAUCACAGAAGGGGUUAACUUAAGACCACCCCUCAGAUACAUCACACCUACAUCACAGAAAGGAGGGGUUGAGGGAGGAGUCCUGUCACCUGGCUGGUUCCCCCUUUCCCCCUCCCCAUGAGUACUUUCCAGGUGACAGAGGGGAGUUUGCAGUUUCCUGCCCCCAGAGGGAAGAGCUGAUUAUUGUCCUUUGUUCCAGUCUGUGCUGAAUCCACUCCCAUAUGCAAGUUCUUUGUGAUCUUGAUGGUCUUCUGUCUAGGACCAUCAGGGCUGGCAUAGCAACUGGGCAGGGCUCCUGUGUAUGUGCUGGUAUGCUCAGGGGAUUAUGGCUGCCCUGUAUCAAACCUUCCCCAUUUUGUAGUCCUUCCUUCAUGGAGUAAAAUAAAAGUGGAACAGUGCAAAUCCGAUGUAUGGUUGAUUUUCUAUGAAUUUAUAACAGAAGCGUGCGUAUGUAGUGUGUGUGAAGUUUGUACAAACUGAAUGAUUGGGGGGUGGUGGUUCUAGGCACUUGUCCCUUGGCAGACAGUAGUGAUAAUAUGGGUUGUUUACUAGGAGCUGUGCUUUGUGAUUUCCCCAGCACUAACUUUUCCUCUCUACUCCCUGCAGCCUUCCAGCUGGUUUAGAAUGGAUGAUUUCUAGAGUUGCAGCCAAGUGA